GCUGCUUGCUGUGCAUUUAAUUUUGCUCCAUUUUGUAUACAUUUUACCAGUUUCUUCUAAUAAUAUUUGUGCACAGUGGUUUAGAUAGAUAUUGCAGCUUUCUUUAUCUGGUGCUAAAUGAUUGUUAUUUAAAAAGGUCGUCGAUUUUACUCAAAAAUGGAUAUCCCAGUACAAAUAGCAGUAAGGCUAAAACCUCCAAGCCUAGCUGACUCGACUCAAUGUAUAUUUAGUAAUCCAGUCACUCAGAUUGUAAUCACGGAGAGUGGACAAACAUUUCAUGUAAACAGGGCUCUACCAUUGGACUGUACUCAAGCCAAUUUGUUUAACUCAUUCAUGAUACCCCAAAUCAAUUGCUUCUUGGAUGGCUGCGAUACUUCUGUUGUUGUGUUUGGUCAGCCAAAGACAGGAAAAACAUACACUUUAUUUGGUUCAGGUUUUGAAUGCAUUCAUAGUGAGAGUGAUCAAGGAAUCAUACCAAGAUUUCUCACAGAAAUAUUCCAUAAACUCAAUCACAUGCCAGAAAGGGAGUAUAUCUUGCACAUAACAUGGAUGCAAGUUGUAAACAAUAACAUCUUCGAUGUUCUGGGGGCAGGGUUAGUGAGAUGCUACAAUGUUGAAGAAGCUUUUCAGUACCUACAGAUGGGCUGGAGACAAAGGUGCCCGGGGAACAACCAUACGGUGUUCACAGUUAGUGUAGAACAAAAGUGGGUGGGCACCAAUGGUGUGCUUAAUCACAGAAUGUCAACAGCUAGUUUCUGUGACCUAGCAGCCUACCCGGAGCCGGGCCUUUUUGCUCUUGAAAAUAUAAUUAAAGAGCUGUUGGCAGGAAAUCCACCAAAACAAAUUAAUUAUGACCAAUGCAUACUCACAGCGAUGCUCAGAGAUUCAUUUGGUGGCAGAGCCUUUACAUGGGUUAUAGGCUGUAUCAGCACAGAGCCUGAAGAUUAUCAGGAUACUCUCAAAAUAUUGAACUUAUGUCUAUGCUGCAGAGGCAUAAAAAAUUUUGUGACUGUCAAUCUCUUUGCUGAUAACAACACUCCCGUUUACCCUGAGAAGACAAUGCCUCCUCAAAAUGAAAAUAAUUUUAACUUGCAAUUUGCUACAGCUCAGUGGAUAAAACUGGUUUCAAAUGCUGAAGGACUUUUUAACAAAAUUCUUCAAUCAAAAUCACUGUCUGAAGCUGAUAUUAACCAAGUGACUGAGUGGUUGUUUUUAAAGGCUGAAUGUGAUGAAUGUUUAAGUACUGAUGUUGGAACUGAUAACAAAGAUGCUGGACCCAAACAGGGAUUACCUAGAAUUGCUGAAGACACAGAACCAAGUGAGCCAAGUGAGACUGAUGGGGAGAGUGAUUCCGAAGAUAGUCAUUCAGAGACAGUAUUCCAGGAUAAACUUGAAAAAUUCAUGGAAUAUUUUAGAGAGAAGAAUGAUCAACUUUUUGCUGAUCGCUGUGAGGAGUACUUGAAUCAUAUUGAUUCUGAUGAUAUUACAAUAUCAGAGACCAGUGGCUCUCAAUCUUUGCCCAUCAUGACAUCCCAGUCCAAUUCAGGACGCCGGCGAACAAUACAACCUGGGGAAAGUCUAUCUGGUGCAGAGUUAGAGCUAUUACGAAAAGUAGCAGCAAAAGCUAUUUCACCUGAAUCUCAAAAGAUAUUAAUAGAAUCACACAAAAAAGAUCUUGAUCCAGAACCAAAGUUAAUAGAGAGAGAGCUAUUGAAGAUGAUAGAUUCACCAAAGACUGACGAAAUAUGCAAGAAAUAUAAAAUAACAAAAGAAAAAUAUACACAAAAGCAGAUUUUGGCCCGUAAAUUAUCCAAAGAAAUCAGUUGCAGUCAAUCACAACUGAAGGAACUGAUUAAUUUGUGUAUAGCCAAAGAGCGAUUAAUUGAUGACCUUUCAAGGGCAAUGUCUCACAAUACACACAACAAACUAAUUAAUAAUGUGCUAGUUGACCAAGAUACCUUGAAAGAAAUAAGAAGACAUGAGUCAAGUUUGAAGACUUAUAAAAAACAGAUUGAUCAAAUUAAAAGACAGAUAAAAAAGGAUGAGAAGCGUAAAAAUACCUUAGAUGUAGAACUUGUAAAAGAUAAAUUAAAAUUAGAUGAACUUUCUGAAAGUUCCCUAGAUGUUAAAGAUAAGAAAACUAACUCAUUAAAGCAUUUUACAAAUAGAAUUACUCAGUUAGAUAGUAUAUUGAAAGAGAAAACGAAUGAUUUAGAAAAUUUGGAACUAUCAAAAGAGAAAGAGCUGAUGUUGAGAAAGGAGAUUAAAAACUUGCGUAAAACUCGAGAAUGUUUACAUGAACAACGAUGCAGUUUAGGACAUAAGAGAAAAAUUUAUAAAUCUCUUUCAGAUUCAGAGGAGCGCAAAUUAUUAGAGUGUGAAGAGGCUAUUGAGGCCAUAGACACUGCCAUAGAGUAUAAGAACAAUCUGAUUUGUGGCAAAUCACCUUCUGCUUCCCUCUCCGACACCCAGGAUAACAGGGACUCGAGGACUCGCGGCGAGCAGAUGUUGAUGGGAAGGCUUGACAAAUUGUCUCAUGAUGAAAUGAAAACUCUUUUGUAUAGGUAUUUCCAGAAGGUGGUGGACCUGAGAGGCGCGUGCGCGGCGUUGGAAGCGGGCGUGGCGGCGGCGGCGGACGAGGCGGCUGCGUGGCGCGCCCGGGCCGCGGCCGCGUGGCGGCACGCGCAGCGCAUGCGUCCUAACGCGCACACGCGCCACUUCCACUCGGUGCAUCGAUACCUAGACGGUGGUAACGCGGAAAGAGCUCUGUCGCUCGGCAUGACCACCGACUCGGAGACGUCAGAUGACGCUAUGCGGCUGGUAGACCGCAUGAAACAGCUAGCGAGGUAUCCUCCGGCCCCAGUUAUCCCCAGUCAGAAUCUGAAGCAGCUGAUGCCAGCCACGAAUAUACCCGUUGCCAAGGUGACCAAGGAGAAGAACAAGCUAGUCAUAGUCCAACAGCAGAGUAAGCGCAACUGAUAUUUGCAUAUUACGUUGAUCAUGAUCAACUUUAACAUCAUAUUGUUCGUACUAUUCUCGUACUUGCUGAGGCAGCUGCUUCCGUAUAUCAUCAACUUCGCAAGCAAAUACGACUCGGAGGAAUAAACGGACGCGAACUUUGACUCUUAUGGCUAAUAAUAAUAAAGACGAAAAGGUUGUGAUGGUUUAUGUGGACAGAUUUUUAAAAAAAGGUGCGUGAUUUGACUUCGUUGUGAAAAGGUUGUGGUGAACUUAUCUGUGGAACAUUUUGGAUGAUCUCGAGUGUUGGGAUUGAAGUAUUUGUUUUGGCUGUUUUUACAAUGUCCAAGUAUUAUGAUCUCCAU
Messenger RNA from Ostrinia furnacalis (Asian corn borer), 3323 nucleotides. It is a transcript of the gene cos, whose product is annotated as kinesin-like protein costa. Gene Ontology annotation, cellular component: microtubule associated complex. Gene Ontology annotation, molecular function: microtubule motor activity; ATP binding; microtubule binding. The transcript has 6 exons. The record is from RefSeq and is a predicted model, not a curated record. NCBI's taxonomy places the organism in Eukaryota, Metazoa, Arthropoda, Insecta, Lepidoptera, Crambidae. Bases 157 to 2979 code for a protein of 940 amino acids. Gene Ontology annotation, biological process: microtubule-based movement; spindle elongation; mitotic spindle organization.